Messenger RNA from Lepisosteus oculatus (spotted gar), 1563 nucleotides. RefSeq lists its product as uncharacterized. Gene Ontology annotation, biological process: nucleotide metabolic process. NCBI's taxonomy places the organism in Eukaryota, Metazoa, Chordata, Actinopteri, Semionotiformes, Lepisosteidae. The record is from RefSeq and is a predicted model, not a curated record. Gene Ontology annotation, molecular function: catalytic activity.
CACUCGCUGAAAGCAGCAACUCAUGAGACUGACACACCCAAGAUGGCCGAGCUGUGAGCGGCUGUAAGUUGCGUGUGGGGUUCUCUGAAAACAGGAAAAUCUCUGCUUUUCCGAAAGCUUGCGUAAAACUCUUGCUACACAGAAGCUGAAGGAAGAGGCAUACUGCAGAUACGAAACGACGUUGUGCAUGAUAGUGAGGAGUUUGGUUCGGACAAAAGUGAUUCUAAGGAUGGCCUUCCCGGGUUUCGCCAGCCCGGCCGGCCCCAAGCCCGACCUCCACGUGAUCUGGGAGGACGCCGAGCUGGUGGCCUACCUCCACCCCCAGCCCUGGACACCGGGCGCCACGGUCCUGACGCAGAAGAAGCCGAGCGGGCCGUCCAGCAUUUUCCACCUGCCCCUGGUGGAGUACGAGGCGCUGAUGAGGGGGGCGCGAGCCGUGGCCGCCCUCCUGUGCCGGCAGGUCCCGGUGCACCGGUGCGGCCUGAUCGCCGAGCCCAGGCCCGGGCAGCCGGCCCACGUCAAGGUGCUCCCCAUGCACGGGGUGGAGCCCGUCUGGAGGCCCCACCUGGCUGGGGAGCAGGAGUUCAGCCCCCAGUACCCGGGCUACUGCACCUCCAAGAACGGCCCGCGGGCGGCGGAUUCGGAGCUGGAGCUCAUCCAGGCCCGCAUCCGGGCCCGGCUGCCCUCCCCCGCCCCCGUCAGCUACCGGUUCUUGGGCGACCCCUCCGACGACAACCUGUUCGCCCGCAUCGUGCGCGGCGCCGAGGAGAAGCAGUGGCGCGUGUGGGAGGACGACGCCCAUGUGGCCCUGCUGACGCCUUUCCCCAACACGCCCGGCUACACCGUGCUGGUGCCCCGCCGUCACCUGCCCAGCGACCUCUUCCGCCUGGAGGAAGACGAUUACCGGGAGCUGACCCUCGCCGCCCGCAGGGUGGCCCUGCUGCUGGAGGAGGGGCUGGGCGCCCAGAGCUGCGCCCUGAUGUUCGAGGGCUACGAGAUUGACUACGCCCAUGCCAAGCUCAUCCCCCUCCACGUGCCCCCCCAGAGCCCCGAGCCCCCAGCGCCGCAGUUCACCCCCAGGUACAGCGGCCACCUGUCCUCGGUUGACGGACCCCCAGCAAGUGCCCAGCACCUGCUGGAGCUCCAGGCCAAGAUCACACAGGGUGGCUCUUAACACACCCUGCGCGGGAGAAGGGAGCUUUCCGUCACGUGGAGAGAUCUCGAGCAUCUUUUUAAAAAAAAAUAAAUAUACAGUUCACUGUCCAUAAUAAAAUGUUCCCCAUUAGCAGUGUUAACACUAGGGUGACCAAACUCUAAGCGCAUGAGGGAGCAGACACAAACUCCUCAAUAGCAGAUCUAGAUCUACAUCUCAUCUAGUAAAUGGUAGAUGAACUAGUAGAUCAGCCUUUGUCCAGCAUACAGGCCCCUGUGUUCUGAAACAUAUGACUGAAUAAGAACAAAGGUUGCUUUCAGACUUUUGUUUUGAGAGUGAGGGAGGGAACGCGUGCUGAAUUCAUCGAGUCCUUUAUCUCAAAUCAAUGCAAAUAAAGUGGGGAAGUAUAU